Molecule: messenger RNA, 1106 nt
Organism: Amblyraja radiata (thorny skate)
Lineage: Eukaryota; Metazoa; Chordata; Chondrichthyes; Rajiformes; Rajidae
Gene: abitram
Product: actin binding transcription modulator
Exons: 7
Coding region: 60-629 (189 amino acids)
Biological process (GO): dendrite morphogenesis; regulation of filopodium assembly; regulation of actin filament polymerization
Cellular component (GO): lamellipodium; filopodium tip; dendrite
Molecular function (GO): actin filament binding; actin monomer binding
Source: RefSeq, a predicted model, not a curated record
CGCCCCCCGGGGGUUACUAGGAUACCGCCCCGGCAUAUCCCCCUUACUUCCGGCGUGAGAUGGCGGCGACGAGAACGUGUCCGUCCGUGGUCGAUCGUUACUUCACCCGUUGGUACAAAACAGAUGUGAAAGGCAACCUCUGUGAAGAUCAUUGUAUCUUGCAACAUUCUAAUAGGAUAUGCGUUAUUACUGUGGCAGAAUCUCACCCUGUGUUACAGAGUACAAACAAAAUAAAAAGUAUUAGCUACCAAAUCAGUGCCAACUGCAGCCGAUUACAAAACAAGGUCUCGGGAAAGUCUAAACGGGGUGGACAGUUUCUGACGGAACUUUCCCCAUUGUGCAGGAUAAUGUGUGAAAAUGGUGAGGAGUACACAAUAUACAGCUGUAUCAGGGGACGUUUAUUGGAAGUAAAUGAAAAUAUUCUCCAGAACCCCAGCCUUCUACAAGAAAAGCCCUCCACAGAAGGAUACAUUGCCAUUGUGCUACCCAAGUUUGAAGAAAGCAAAAGCAUUACCCAAGAUUUAAUUAACCAGGAGAUGUAUGAAGACAUUAUUUUGAAGAGAGACAUUUUGGCAGCAGAACCGUUAAACACUGACACCAGUGAUCCAGUAACCCCCAGCGUAGUUUGAACAACUGAAGGUCACCAUUUUGAUUCUGUGUUGCAAAGGAGAGACUGGGGUGCUUUUCCCUGGAACGUAGGAGGCUGAGGGGUGACCUUGUAGAGGUAUAUAAAAUUAUGAAGUGCUAAGAUAAGGCGGAUGUUGUCUUUUUCUGAGAAUGCUGGAGUUUAAAAUUAGAGGGCAUAGAUGAGAGCGGAAUUAUUUAGAGAGGACAGGAGGGACAACGUUUUCCAUACAGUGGGUGGUGGGUGAGUUGCCAGAGCAAGUGGUAGAGGUGGGUAGAAUUACAAUGUUUAAAAGACAUUUGAACAUGUAUAUGGAUAGGAAUAUUUUGGAGAGAUGCGAGGCAAAUGGUACAACCCGGAUAGGCAUUACCAGGUCGGCAUUAAUAAGUUGGCUGAAGGGCCUGUUUCCAUGUUGUAUAACUCUGAAUCUAUAAAAGUAAAAUCAAGCAUGACAAUAAAAAUUGGCAGGAACUUCAUGAAA